Molecule: messenger RNA, 1096 nt
Organism: Symbiodinium necroappetens
Lineage: Eukaryota; Dinophyceae; Suessiales; Symbiodiniaceae
Source: the annotation of a GenBank genome assembly
GCAGACAUGGGGCAAGCAGUUUCAUCCGACGGUGCCUCGAGGACCACACCUCCGAACUGAAGAUCGUUCCAGGUCCCGCUCCCGCAGCUGUUCGUCCUCGCGAGAGUGGACGCCGCAGAACACUCCUACCAGGCACUCGCUCUCACGUUCCAUGACUCCUGGCCGUGGAAUGCCUGUCAAAGAGCAGGAAGCUGUGGAUCAGUACUUGAACCGCAUGGCGUUGGCUCGCUUGGAUUCGCCUCUGCGAAAGAUCGCCUUUGGAUCGGGCACUCCACGUGUGGCCGCUUCUCCUGCGAGAUCCGCAUCUGGUAGUUCCCAUACUGGCUCGGACUACAGCCGUGACUCCAGGCUCUCACACCUAUCGCGUCCUCGCAGCCUCUCCAAAGAUCAACUGAGCACCGAAGACCGGGAAUGCUUGAAGGCAGCUGAGGAGAGGCGCGCCUUGCGGAAGCAGUUGCGCCGCAAUCGCCGCAAGUACAAGGAGGCCCUGCUCGGUGGCAACAUUGCCGAGCGUUGCACCGAGCGCAUCCUGACAACACCCAUUGCCCCAGAGCUUCACACUUCGUUUCGCGGAGCGAGACUUCGAAGCACUUCCUGGCAUGGCACCGAGCAGCGCGACUCCAUGAGCACGGCAGCAGGAGCCGACUCACGCGUGUACCUGAAGAAGCAUCCCAAUCCGCGAGAGCAGGCAGCCAUUGAGCGCCAUCUCGAGCACCGCUUCGCCGCCUUACUUCUGGCAAACCCCUUUCCGGUCAAGGACUCUGCAAGAGAGACACCGGUGCCAGGGCCUGUCCGAAAGCCCGAACAGCAGGCCAUGUCAAUUCCAAAGGGAGUCGAAGCUGAUGCAUGGAUUGCAGCUGCGGAGUCGCCGGAGGAGAGAGCUCAGCGCGCACGUGCGGUCGCACUUGCCAGGCGCGACACGGAGUGGGAGGAACAACGCUCGCAGCUCUGCAUCUUCAGGCCGAGCACUGGCGGGAUGCCAGCGACCCCUGAGAAGGCUGUCGGAGAUCUGCGCGCGACCCUGGCUGGCUCACCUCGCAGCCCAGAAGCCAAACAGGCCUCGGCAGAUACUUGCGAAGAUGCUGAGCAGCCAUGA